GCCGACAGAUUUCCUUUGGUUUAUAAUAAUCAUAUAAGAUGACAAAUUCCCAUGCCCUCAAUAAUUCUUAUUGGGCACAACCAAACGACAUCAAAUCUAUUACGUCCAUACCGAAUAUAUUAACUCUUAACCGAAAUAGGACAACAAGGUAAGUGAUAGGUCUUUUCGAGCAUACGUUGUUAGUUGUUAUGAGUGGAGAGGAUACACGUAAGCAGUAAGGCAUAAUGUACUAAACGCAUAAUACACAAAUAAAACGGUUGACAGCUCCAACAGUUCCACUGGUUAGUCGAAAGAGGGCACUAGCGUAUGAUUGUGGGUGUGUGUGUGUUUCUGUGUGUGUGUGUGUGGGGGGGAGAGAGAGAGAGAGAGAGAGAGCGAGAGCGAGAGUAGGAGGGCUUUCUACCGUCUGACGGGGUCUUUUCACUAUCAUUCAGCCCUUUCCACCAAUAAGCCCAAUGAGCUCACCAAAAUAGGCGGAUAUGCAGGUACGCCUCAUCGACUCGCACCGCCCCACUGUCAGUGUGUGUAUUUUUUUCUGCCCGUCUCUUUUUUGUAACCAAAUCUGGAUGUGUAGAACGUCACAUGUUGUUUCUCUCUUCACUCCGGUCACUUAGCGAUAUGGGUUAUUUACUGUUAAACUGCUGCAGACGCCGAACGCACAACCGGCGCCUGGAGUGAAAGACCCUCGGAGAGCUCUAUGUACAUUAUAUCUCUCCAACCUUCGAUAAACGAGGAUAUAACAACAGGUUAAGAAAAGUGAGUUGUUUUUUAAACGACGAUAGAAUGGCAAGUCCGCCAAAUUCUGGAGGAGGACACUUGUUAUCCAACGCGAACAUUAAUCACAACAAGAUUAAGAAAUGUGGAUACCUCAAGAAGCAGAAGCACGGACACAAGCGCUUUUUCGUUUUGAAGGAGCCGACCGAGGGCUUCCCCGCCCGGCUGGAGUACUACGAGAGUGAGAAGAAAUGGAAAAACAAGUCGGCUGCAAAGAGGGUUAUUCCUCUGGAUUGCUGUCUCAAUAUCAAUAAGAGAGCAGACGCCAAACACAAACACCUUAUUGCCCUCUAUACCAAGGACGAGUAUUUUGCCGUCGCGGCAGAGAAUGAGCAGGAGCAAGAGAAUUGGUUCCGUGUCUUAACGGAUUUAAUGAGCGAGGGGAAAGUGUACUCAGACGGCUCCGCAUCUAAUUCCGCGUCGUCGCUGGUGGGUUUUGAUGAGGCAAACUACGGGAUGAUUACGCCGGUAACGGCUGCAUAUAAAGAGGUUUGGCAAGUAAACCUAAAAUCAAAAGGGCUGGGACAGUGUCGGAAUAUGACCGGGGUGUACAGGCUUUGCUUAUCCAGCCGGACUAUCAGCUUCGUGAAGCUCAAUUCGGAUGUCGCGUCAGUCAUCUUACAGCUGAUGAACAUUAGGAGAUGCGGUCACUCAGAGAGCUUUUUCUUCAUCGAGGUCGGUCGGUCGGCAGCCACGGGACCCGGUGAGCUGUGGAUGCAGGCUGACGACUCAGUGGUGGCGCAAAACAUCCACGAGACUAUACUGGAGGCGAUGAAAGCCAUGAAGGAGCUGUCAGAGUUCCGGCCGCGCAGCAAGAGCCAGUCGUCCGGCACAAACCCCAUCUCCGUGCCCACGCGGAGGCACCACAACAACCUUCCCCCGAGCCAGACCGGGCUCCAGCGGCGCUCUCGAACCGACAGCAUGGCCACGACCUCCCCUGUGAGCAAAUUCACCCACAGCUCCUGCCGGAUACGCACUGCCAGUGAGGGUGACGGCACCAUGGCACGUCCCAUGUCAGUGAACGGGAGUCCCCUUAGCCCCGGCAUUCACCGGACUCUUUUGGGGAGGUCAAACACGGUAACAGCCCGGCCCUGCUGGAUGUUUGAAUCCUCCCUCCACCACAGUAAGUCCAUGUCCAUGCCCCUUUCCCACUCCCCGCCCACAGCCACACCCAGUCCAGUCAGCCUGUCCUCCUGCUCGGAAAGCAGCGUUCCCCGCCCCUCCAGCAGUGCCUCUGUGUCCGGCUCCCCCAGCGAUGGGGGCUUCACCUCCUGCGAGGAGUACGGCUCCAGCCCUGCGGUCCUGCAGCUCACCCUCCGCAGCAACACCCCAGAGUCACUGAGUGCAGACACACCCCCCUCCCGGGAUGGCAGCGGUGACCUGCACGGUUACAUGGUGAUGGAGAGGCAGAGCCAGAGUGCCUACCGACGCCUGCCGGAGCUGGACAAGGGUUUCCGGAAACGCACAUACUCCCUCACCACGCCGCGCAGGUCCAUGGCGCCACCCCAGGUUUCCUCCGCCUCCUUGGACGAGUACACGCUGAUGAGGGCCACCUACACCGGUGGCAGCCAAUUAGGUCAGAGCUCCCACAACGCCUCCCCCCAGACGACCUAUCCGGAGGACUAUGGUGACGUCCGGAUCGGCUCCAGCGGUCCCCUAGGUGACAGCGGCUACAUGCCCAUGACGCCUGGCGUGGCCCCUCCGACGUGGGGGGUCAAAGGUGACGCCUACAUGCCCAUGAGUCCCAUGUGUGUGUCCGCCCCCAAGCAGAUCGUCAACCCCCGCUCUCCGCUCUGUCCGACCGGGCCCGGCCCCAACACAGACUCCCCUGACAACGUGUCCCUGGAGGAAAACGGCUACAUGAAGAUGUUCUGCGGGGCGAAGAUGUCCGUGGACAGCGCCGACGGGAAGCUCAGCAACGGGGAAUACCUCAACAUGUCCCCGGUCGACCCCCUGGUGACCCUCAGCCCGCCGGACUACAUCCUGUCAGAGCCGCACCUUAGACAGCCUUACUCCAUCAGUUCUCUGCCCCGCGUCCUCAAAGCCCUGCCCCAGAGGAACGGUGUGACGGACGCCGGGCAGUACGUGGUGAUGACCCUUCAGAGACAGAGGAUCGAGGAGGAGUCAAACCACUGUCCCGCCCCGGCCGUCUCCGUGACCACGCCGCCUGGACCCGCCCCCUCGCCCCUCAGACCCGGCCGGGCGGCCCAGGAGGGCGGUGCGGUCCACGUCGGGCGCGUGUGUCGGCCUACCCGGCUGGCACUAGACUCUCUGAGGACGCUGCCCUUCACAAGCGAACACCCUCUGCCCGCGGAGCCCAGGAGUCCCGGGGAGUACAUCAACAUCGACUUUGGCCGAGCGACGCGUUACCCGCCCGCCGCCGCAGCCGCCGAGAGGUCCGGCGGGCCGAGCCCCCGCCCACUCUCUGAUUACGUCAACAUCGACGUCAGCCCGCACUGUGCCGAGCGCGGGGAUUCCUCCUCAGCCCCAGAGCUGAAUCCCGUGCUCCCUGCAUGUCUCGGAGAGGAGGAGAGGGGGAGAGGGAAGGAGGAGGACAGAGAGGGGAGGGAGACAGAGGAGGAGAAGAUUGUAGCGGAAUAUCCUCUUCAGAAGAGUUCUGCGUGCCCAGUUGGCGCUGUGAAAGACGACUACACUGAGAUGACCUUCAGUCCUACCAACCCCCCUGCCCCCCUUCCAGCCGCCCUGUGCCCCUCCAGUGCCUCCACAGCCAUGCCCACCGGCCCUUCGGCCUGCAUCCAGAGACUCUCACUGGGGACAGAAAGUGUUGUGGGGGUGCCUCUCGUCCCAGUCGAGUCCUUUUUCGUGGGGGCUCCCUCCCUCUCCGUCCCUCCCGUCGACCCAGACAGGGGGGCCAAGGUGAUCCGGGCCGACCCCCAGGGGCGCAGGCGCCACAGCUCUGAGACCUUCUCGUCCACCACCACGGUCACCCCUGUGUGUCCGUCGUUUGCCCACGAUGCCAACAAGCGGCACAGCUCGGCGUCGGUCGAGAACGUGUCGCGGCCGCUCCGGAGCUCGGAUGGUCCGGACGAGGAGUACGGGAGCGGCAGUAGCCCCAUGUGCCGGCAGACGUCGGCAGGCUACCAGAACGGACUCAACUACAUUGCCUUAAACCUGAUGGAGGGGAGCCUGGCGAGCUGCGCUGGUCUGGGGGGCAGCGAGGGACUGCUGAGGUUCAAGGCAGCCUGUGGGUGCAAAGGAGGAAUGAAUGGUUUCAACGCCAGCCCCUAUACCAACAUGGGCUACAGCGAGACGGCAACAGCAGUGAAAGAUUGAACUAUGAUGGGACCACCCCCUUCCUCUAUCCCAUGUCCUCUUUCUCCAUCUAUCUCUUUCUUUUUCUAUCUCUGUCUCUUUCACCUCUUUCUCCAUCUCUCUUUCUUUGUCUCUCUCCAUCUCUUUCUUUCUCCAUCUCCCUCUCUGUCCGUUUCUCUCCGUCUCCUGGCUGUUAAUGAGGGAUCAGGCUGCAUCCUAGUGACAAGAUCGCCCUGCCAACAGCUGGACCAUGUGCUGCAGUAGACGACCUUUAACCUCCACCAUCUCCUCCCCCCAAGGGUCACUGGGGCCGCUGUCGUCACAGCAACGUGGACACUUGACCCCAUUUCUACCCGGCACCCAAUCAUUGAGGGGCUGUCGCUGUGGCUCUCAGACAACUGAAAACACAUGUCUGCAAAAUGUUUCCUUCGUAAUAUUAUUAUUAUUAUUAUUAUUAUUCCACUGGUUUUUGUUUGGCUUUGACUGAAGGAGCCCAGUUACCCUCACUUUAAAAACCCUGUGAACCAAACCUCUCAAGCCCAUAAUGCACACUGUUCGUACCCAUCACAUAUUUAUUUAUUUAUGUGGUCACUCCGUGUGUGAGUGUGUUAGGAUGUGUACACUGAAUUUGUACGGAAGAGAGGUGGCAUUUUAUGAAUAUAUUCAACAAAGUACUGAGUACGCAGUCGCUUAAAACCCCUACCUCAGAGCAAACCAGAUUAGUACUUAUUUACACACCACAAAUAUAUAUGGAGAUAUAUUUAUUUAUUUUCAGAGGUGAAUGUUUUUCUAAAGACCAAUCCAAAGCCUUACUGCUCUACUGUUAGUUUGGACCUUACGAACAGAACAUCAAAGACUUAAACCCGUCGCCAUGGACACGGAAUGUGUGUUUGAGCAGCUGGAGAGGACAAAACGUCUGACCUCUUCCCCAGCGCCGUCAAAGAUUCCUGAGAUUACUGCAGUUCAUUCACAUUUAGCUGCCAUAUAAUGCGCCAUAGUAAUAUAUUUAUUGUUGAAUACAGAGGGUGAAGAGAAGGAGCUCCACGGCAUUACUCCGCAAAUACUCCGCCAGAGACGAGAAGGUGAAUUGCCCACACUCGCAUCAUUGCCAAGCUGGGACAUUGGCAUGUCCCACCUUGACCAGGGUCUGUUGUCAGUGACUAAACACCUUCAAUGAGAUGAAGCCUAGGGCAAUAUACUUUAACCUUUGACCUAUAACAACAACCCACCUGUGAUCAGGGUUGGGCUCAGUUCCGUUCUCUUCAUGAAAGUAAUCCACAUUCCAAAGGUCCUGAUUAGAAGGGGCAUUGAAGAGCAUUGAAAUUAGAACUGAAAUAGAAUUUCAAUGCACUUUCUGAAUUGACUGGAAUUGAAAUGGAAUUGGCCCCAACCCAACAGACCUGUGACAGAUGUUUUUCUCACCUGUUGCCUCAGCACUGAACUGUGCUUGGCUGCGAUAGGCUGUCUGGCACAGACUUGAGCUGUGAUUGGACUGGUGACCAGGCGCACACAGUCAUGCACACACACACACACACACACACACACACACACACACACUUUUCACUGAUCGUUCAGGGAGCUUUUGACAAGCUUGGAGCCCUGGAUACAGUGAGACUGAGCCGUUGAGGACAGAAGAGCUGAAGCAGCACGGUCUUCUACAUCCGGACUCCCUAGAUUGUAAACACAAGACACUUUGAAUGUAGUCUAGUUCAUGUUCUCCUGCGGAAGGUGACCGCGCGACAAGGACGAGAAAUACCGCGACACAUAAUAACUACUACUACAACACCAAUAACGACAAAGACGUGCAGAAUUUAGACGAAAGAAACUGACAAAAAACGUAACUGAUGAAAAACCAAGCGAGGCCGGAGAGUGUGUGACUUCGAUGGAACUCAUUGUUUGCCUAUGUAGUGUAAAUAAUGUACAAAUACAGAGAAUUACAAGCGAGCGCAAGUUGAGCGUUUGUUUUGGAGAGAUUUUCAUUUAAAGAUUAUAACUUAUGUUCGUUCGUUCUGUACAUACAUGUGUGUUUGGAGUGAAUUCCUGGAAACAAUGAAAGCACUAAUUAUUAAGUUAUACUGUACGCAUAUGCCAAGCGACAAUGUUUGGCCUUGAUAAAAAUAAAUAGUAUUACAGUAUGGUUUGGUGAAAUUAAUGCCACUACAAAAACAUUUUCUAACGCUGUAAUUCCAAGAAAGAUUUUAAGAGAAGCAAAUCGUUAAUAAAUAAAUACUUGACGUACAAUUUUAACCCUUGCUACUUAGGUACAUUUCAAAAUGGCAUAUGCAAUAUUCAAAUUUUUACCGAAUUAGUUUACAGAGGUACCAAAUGUAUAAACUCUAUGUUAAUAAUGUUUGUUAAACCUUAAAAAAAGAUGAUUUUUCUGCUCUUUGUAAAAUAAAAUCUGCCAAUUUCCUGUUUUUUUUGCUAGUUUUGCUAUUGGAGCCUAUUGGUGAUUUGAGCAGUGUUUUUUGCAGUUGGAUAAGGUCCCUGUUGGGUUUUUAUUAAGUAUCUAAAGGCUAUGAUGACAUGAUGACUUAACUUGCUGUGUCUUCCAUUGUAAAUACUUCAUAUCUUAUUGCUUACUGUGAUGCUACUAAGAGAUCAUAAUUUAAACCUAGUGUAGUUCCCAUGGCUGGACUGUAUUGAUUCUUUAUAGACACAUGCAAUAAAGAAUAACAUUAUUUAAGAAAG
Messenger RNA from Esox lucius (northern pike), 6738 nucleotides. RefSeq names its product insulin receptor substrate 2b (gene irs2b). Gene Ontology annotation, molecular function: phosphatidylinositol 3-kinase binding; insulin receptor binding. Bases 784 to 4068 code for a protein of 1094 amino acids. Gene Ontology annotation, cellular component: plasma membrane; cytosol. The record is from RefSeq and is a predicted model, not a curated record. NCBI's taxonomy places the organism in Eukaryota, Metazoa, Chordata, Actinopteri, Esociformes, Esocidae. The transcript is spliced from 2 exons. Gene Ontology annotation, biological process: insulin receptor signaling pathway.